Messenger RNA from Galendromus occidentalis (western predatory mite), 725 nucleotides. RefSeq names its product protein D2. The record is from RefSeq and is a predicted model, not a curated record. The coding region runs from base 1 to 612 and encodes 203 amino acids. NCBI's taxonomy places the organism in Eukaryota, Metazoa, Arthropoda, Arachnida, Mesostigmata, Phytoseiidae. The transcript has 3 exons.
AUGCGACCGAAGACUGCCGCCAUCGUGGUCCUGCUGAGCAUUUCACUUGCGCAGUCCGAAGAAGAUCCCAUUCUGAAGCAGAAGUUCGAGGAGCACGGCUUAGUUCCCGAUGUUAUCGGCAAAGCACCCGGCAGACUCGUGAAGGUGUACUACGGCGAGAACGGUACACUUCAGCCCGGCGAAGUCUUGCCGCAGGACCAGAUACAAGGCGAGCCAGAAAAAGUUUCAUGGGAGGCCGACCCCGAUGAGUUGUAUACGCUCAUCAUGACGGAUAUCGACGCGCCGUCCAAGGAAAACCGGUCUGAUGGGGACGAGAAACGUUGGCUAGUGGUGAAUAUUCCGGGGUACGGUCUCGCCGAAGGCGAAGUACGAUCUCCAUACGAACCCCCUCAACCUGCGGCGGGAACAGGUCUCCAUCGCUUCAUAUUCCUCGUGUAUAAACAGUCGCAGACGCUCAACUCUACGGACGAGGAUCCCGAACCCGAGACGACAACCGGGGAAUCUGAGACUUCAACGCCCUGGACAAUCAACGACUUCGCUAGGGUCAACGAGCUCGGCGAUCCAAUCGCAGGCAAUUUUUUCCGAGUGGAAGGAAUGGCGACAGAGGAGUGAGCGAGCCUGCUCACUAGCCGACCAGAUCGCGCAACCGAAAGAAAUAAAGUUAACUCUCGGUCUGCCUGGGCUCACUCGGCUGCCGGACACCGAUAAAUAUUGCCGGACUCCGG